AUGUUCGAAUUGCGGCAAGAAAUUUUAAUAUCGACUGGAAGUGUUUCACAUUCGGUUAAUAAUCUAUCAAUUUUCUUUCAUGAAGUCAAAAGCCUGAAACUCUCUUGUGUAGUACAUGAAAAUCAGAUUGCGACAUUAAGCUGGGAUCAAGACAUGAAUAAUUUCAUAUGUGAUAAUCUGCCAAUUAAAGAUAAUGAUUCCGAUGCACCUAUUAUCGUAUUACAAGCAAAAUACUGCAUGCCACUUGUUUGUCGACCAGAAACACCUUUUGAGACUUCAAAACCAACAAGACAUGAACAAACGUAUCGCUUUACAAAAGGAAUAACUUAUGUGGAAAAUUUAAUCGUUGUUGGAUCGUAUUCAGGAGAAUUGCUGAUAUUUAGAUGCAGUGGUGAAAAUUCUGUAACUUUCAAAAGAAGUGUGCAGGGGCACGACUUUGCCGUAACAGAUGUAGCUACUUGUCAUUUCGAUGAUUUAACAUGCUCUUGUGAUGUUUCGGGAAAUAUCGCUGUUUGGGUCAAGAAUUUCAAAAGUGCUCGGAAAAAAUUUAGCACGGGGCAUGAAGUCAACUGCAUUAAUGUCCUGAAAAAGCAAGUCAUUAUUGGUACAUUCGCCGGUCAGUUAUUAUUUUACUCGACGUUGAGUGGAGAGUUAAUGGCUGAAGUGAAUGCACAUGUACGUCAAAUAAAUGCAAUUGCUGUAGCUCCAGAAAGUGCUUUUAUUAUAUCAGUUAGUGAUGAUACGAUGAUACGUUUAUGGAAGUUACAUACUCGUAAGCCUGAAGCUUAUAGGGUUGAAUGGAUAUUUAACAAACGAGUUGAAAACAUGUCGUUGGUGGGUGCGCAGUUUGUCAAUAGUCAUGGAAGUGGUUUUGUUGUAGCAGCCUAUGAUUAUUCCAAAUUACUUUAUUAUCAAAUAGCAAAGAAGUUGUCUGCGGGACAAACGGAAUCAUGA
Messenger RNA from Acanthocheilonema viteae, 954 nucleotides. The record is from the annotation of a GenBank genome assembly. Lineage: Eukaryota; Metazoa; Nematoda; Chromadorea; Rhabditida; Onchocercidae.